AGGCAGCCCAUCGUCACCGGUACCUCGGUCCUCGGGCUCAAGUACAAGGGCGGCGUCAUGCUCGCCGCCGACAACCUCGCCUCGUACGGCUCGCUCGCACGCUUCAAGGACAUCCGCCGCAUCCACCAGAUUUCGGACUCGACCAUCGUCGGCGCGUCGGGCGACAUGGCCGACUUCCAGCAGGUCAAGCGCAUGCUCGAGGGCCUCAUGACCGACGAGGCCAUCCUCGAGGACGGCCACGAGCUGUCGACCUCGCAGAUCUACGAGUACUUGAGCAACGUCAUGUACGCCCGAAGGAGCAAGUUUGACCCGUACUGGAACGCGCUCCUCGUCGCCGGCCUCGACAAGGGCGAGCCCUUCCUCGCCCACGUCGACCUCCUCGGCGUCACGUACACGUCGCCCUCGAUCGCGACCGGGUUCGGCAUGCACCUCGCGCAGCCGCUCCUGCGCGCUGCGCUCGACAAGCGCGGCGUCGACGGCGAGAAGACGCUCGAGGAGGACGAGGCGCGCAAGAUCCUCGAGAACGCCAUGCGUGUCCUGUUCUACCGCGACGCGAGGAGCCUGAACAAGUUCCAAAUCGCGACCGUGACGGCCGAGGGGGUCAAGAUUGGCGAGCCGCAGGCGGCACCGACCGAGUGGGGGUUCGCCGAGGGCCUGCGAGGAUGUGCGUCCCGCUCUCGCAUCUCUGUUUUUGAUCGAUGCCGCGCAUCGCGAUCCUGA
This is a messenger RNA of Rhodotorula graminis WP1, 720 nucleotides long. RefSeq lists its product as uncharacterized. Gene Ontology annotation, cellular component: proteasome core complex. NCBI's taxonomy places the organism in Eukaryota, Fungi, Basidiomycota, Microbotryomycetes, Sporidiobolales, Sporidiobolaceae. The record is from RefSeq and is a predicted model, not a curated record. The annotation marks the transcript as partial. The transcript has 4 exons.